GUUUACCUACCACACCUUUCGCACACGUACACACAGAGCCAGGAAGUGGAGUUUGGAGUGCAGAUUCAUCAACGAACUGCACAGUUGACGAACACUUCCCCCUCACUACGAUGAGUAGUCCGGCAUGCUCAAAGGUUCAGCGAUUCCACUAGGGAACAAAGUCGCAGUACCUGUGAAUGGUUCGGCAGCAUGCCGCUUUUGAGAAUCCAAGUCUGUUUUUUUCUUUUUGUUUUCGUUGCCUCAGGGAUCCAGUCGUUUACCUUCAUCCAUGAUGGAGAUACCACUGUCAACAUCAGCAGGCUGGCCAAAGGCUCAUCAUGCAAAGUGUGCACCGAGGGAAGGCAAAAUUGUGAAGAGGCGCUAUUGUUGAAAGUCGGCAACCCUGUUUCAGUGGAAUUCUCUUGCCCCCAACCUGAAGAUGAAUUCAAAGUGGAGAGCAUACAAAAUAUAGAAUGUACCAUCGAGGAAUGCGGUUGGUGGUCGGUUCCAGUCAGCACAUCGUGGUUGGAUUUCCACCGUAGGUUCACCUGGAACCUGAAGGCCUCUAGACCAAAGUCGGUCCAAGUGGACUUCCCAGAGACAGGCAUGAGACAGAUUCUUCCAUCUGAAAAGUGUCCAGAUAUGCACACCUAUACCUUCAAGGCCUUUCAGAAGACAGGCAGUGUGGUCAUUGGCAAAUACUGCACAACGGGCCCUAUCAGAAGUAUGCAAAUUCUAAACCAGGGUAGCUUCUCUUUGGAUGUCCCACCAGGACUGGAGGUCCAAAGUGACUAUUUUACCAUUUCUGUUGGAGAGGACAUCAAAUCUCUUGCCAAAGUUACAUUAUCUUUGUCACAUGGAACAUAUUCCUCUGAGUUGCUUUCUCCAAACUUCCCCGAGAGUUUUCCCGACGAUGACGUGAUGGAGUGGUACUUUGAGCUCACAAAUAAACAAAGAGCAGCGAUAGAGUUCCUUAACCUGACUGAGCCACGUUGUCUGAAGAAGGAAACUGCGGCCGAGUACCACAACAAAGGCAGGCUGGCGCUGGUGACGGCUCUGAAGGACACCCAACCUCUCCAGAGUCAGGGAGACUUUUCUCUGAUUCUCAGGAACUGUGAGAUGGAUAGAAGACGAGCUGGUUCUCCUGGACUCUCCCUGAAACUCAAGGUGACAGCUUUAAGGACGAGCGCACCAGUGAUUUGUAGCGUGGACCUGAAGAAAAUCAAUUACCUCUCUCUGCACUUGGAGAGACUGAACCUGUCCUCUGAAUGUGAAAUGAAGAUGAACUCUGUCAUCAUGGAGAAGAUUACAAUCCCAUCCGGAAAGGUUUCUCAACUGAAUUUUCGGGACUGUCUUCCUCAAGACAUCAGUGUCACAGCCAGUGGAGUCAUUGGUUGCAGUCAAUUUAAAGACUGCCCAAAGUUUCCAGUGCAUCUUGCGGUGCCCUUCUUACCCAGCUGCCUCCCAUCCCCCUUGAACGCGGUGACCUGGGCCCUCCGUCCUCCCCCCCACGGCACUGUGGAACUGACCUCUUUAAUGGGACCCCUGAAGCAGUCCCUGCCGGGUCAGCUGUGCGACGACAGUCUCAUUAGCUUGACCGAGGAUGACGGCAAGACUGUAGGCCACUUCUGUCCUCAGGGGGCCAUUCAGAAGGUCCAAAUCCACACCAACGUAACGGUCACCCUCUCAAAAAUGGGCAACCAAACACUGAGAUCGUCUGUGAAGCCUCUGUUGACUGCUCGUUUGAAAGAGGAGAUAACAGAAAGGUACAUAUUCACAUUAUCCCCAAAAAGAGACACGAGUCUCCUUUUGGCGACGCCCGGUUGGCCGGCGGGGAUGGAGUCCUACGCCACCGUCUCCUGGAUCAUCUCGCUACCCCCUAAAAUGGAAGCGCACUUGAAGUUCAUCCACCUCAGCCAGCCCAAGUGUGCCAACCGCCACACCAACAUUCGGGUGCAAACGUUUGACAGUUUGGAGGAGGACUACAGCCGAAGGGAGGACGAGGCGGCCGAGGAGGUCACCGUCACCGAGAGCUUCUACCUCAACAUGUCUAAUUGCAUGACAGAGCGAGGAGACUUCAUGGUCGUCACAGAGCUAACCGUCCAGAAAAACCAACUAUUGAUCAUCAUCUUGAGUGUGGUCGCUGCUCUGGUCCUCCUGUUCAUCGCUGUACUGGUGGCGGUCUGUAUCGUAAUUAAGAAGAAGAAAAAGAAGAUCAAUCAUCAGGUGUCCAUCUACAAUCCCAACGGCACCAUCUUCCUGCCGGGAAACAACGGCUUCCCUAAAAGCCGUGAAGACAACGAGUCCCAUGUGUACGCCUCCAUUGAGGACACGCUUGUCUACACCCACCUGCUGAGAAAAGGCGCACAGAUGGGAAUCUACACAGAGUCGGACAUGGACGACCCCUACACGGAGACAACAGUCUCUCCACUAUCUAAAGACGAAAACAACAUUGAGACGGGGGUUUACCAAGAGUAUCCGCAGCAGGGACCCCCACUUCCCAACAGGCCCCCCAGCCACGGCCACACCCUGGUGGACAAUGUGAUUUACGAGGCACAGCGCACCUCGGCUACGAUGGAGGCACGGCUGGAUCCGGAGGGAGGCAACUGAUAGGAUGCGGGAUUUCCACUUGACUUUUUUUUUUUUAACUUGGAGAUCUUCAUUCCUGGAUUGCUUGAGACCUUGUUCUUCCCGCAUGGGUUUUUGCACCAAAUUCACAAACUAGACGUGCUCAGACUUGACUGCUGCUGCCUGCUUUUGUCUUGGCAGUGCUUCUCUUGUGAAAUCAGAACUGAAUCACCGCUUACUUAACAGAAAUGGAACACAUUCCUUUAAAACUCACAAGCUGAUUUUGGGUGGAAGACAGAUAACACACUUUUAAAGACUCAAGACGUGCGGCCGUAACAUUUUACAGUCAACUUUUUGUGUGAGUUUCUUCUCAUCUUUUAGAAUUAAAGACAUUUACACAAACUUUAACUUGGCUUGGACUAAUACGUGCACUGUGUACCCCCAACACGAUUUUUAUAUCCCAAAGUAAUGCCUGAAAGUCACUUUACUAUAAUCCCAAAUGUCUGACAAUGUUUGAAGAUGUUUGAAGAAAUUAAUUUCAUAAUCUGACGUAGGCCUCCUCUGGGUGAAUGAAUAAUUGUGAGGUCAUUUUAUUUGGAUGGUGGAAAAGUUUACGCAAUCCCUUUGUACCUCUUCAUCUGCUUUUGUGACUCAGAAUUUAGACUCGGUGAUGUGUAACAGAAAAUAUAGCCCCCAGCAGAUGUUUGAUAGUUUGUGAUCAUUUUGGCUCUUAACCCCCCCCCCCCACACACACACACACACUCACUCUGCAACCAGCUCACAGUUUACAAGUACUGUAUUCACCGCUUCUCAUUUGUUUUUGUGGUUUGUGUUUUCCAAACAUUUCUCUUCCUACUCGAAUGUUUCACUUUUCUGAGCUCACAGGCCAAAGCAGUGUUGAGUUCAAUUCCUCAAGAAAUGCUUGUUGGUCUUAUCUUUUCCAUGACUGCUCUGGAGACGAAAAUAUUUCGUUUGAUGCUGAAUUUUUGUCCCGAGCAGUGCACAGAAAUGACAUGGAGAAGUUUGUUGUUGUAUGUAUUUUGGUUUAUUAGCUGAUGUUUUAAGGAUAGAAAUCCAAUGGUGUUUACCACGAAAUCUGCCAGUAAAUUAUUUCUUUUGUUUUCUGCUUUGACAAUAAAUGCAGUGUAAAUUCUA
Syngnathus acus (greater pipefish) is the source of this 3702-nucleotide messenger RNA. RefSeq names its product CUB domain-containing protein 1-like. Bases 190 to 2589 code for a protein of 799 amino acids. The transcript has 9 exons. NCBI's taxonomy places the organism in Eukaryota, Metazoa, Chordata, Actinopteri, Syngnathiformes, Syngnathidae. The record is from RefSeq and is a predicted model, not a curated record.